Messenger RNA from Aspergillus eucalypticola CBS 122712, 489 nucleotides. RefSeq names its product putative nuclear transport factor 2 domain protein. Gene Ontology annotation, biological process: protein import into nucleus. The coding region runs from base 1 to 489 and encodes 162 amino acids. Lineage: Eukaryota; Fungi; Ascomycota; Eurotiomycetes; Eurotiales; Aspergillaceae. The record is from RefSeq and is a predicted model, not a curated record. Gene Ontology annotation, cellular component: nuclear pore central transport channel. The transcript has 2 exons.
AUGGCUCCUCCUUCAGAAGACACAUUGACAAAGGUUUCUACGGAUGCGGCAACCGACUUUGUUCAGUCCUUCUACCCUGCCCUCGAGAACAACCGUUCUACGAUAGCCUCGUUCUACAGCCAGCCCACGGCCAUGAUCCUUUUCAACGGAAAUGCUGUCGCCGAUGGAGCCGCUGUCCAGGAAAUUUUCGUCAACCAAAUGUCCCCGACGCAUUAUGAAGUGCAGUCUGUUGAUUGCCAGAUUAUCAACAAGGCGUAUCCGACACCUACAUCCACUGGAGUGAAGCUCCCCACUGAAACGACUGUCAAGGACAUGUCUAUCUUGGUGGUCGUUAGCGGCUAUGUGCGCUUUGGAGAGUCCAGAGAUCUGCCGCAACGAGGCUUCAGCGAGACCUUUGUGCUGGUGCCCAAUCCAUCCGCCGACGGGCCCAAGGGAAAGCGCAAGCGAGAGUGGCUUAUCCAAACCCAGAACUUCCGGCUCGUCGUAUGA